Oreochromis aureus is the source of this 1328-nucleotide messenger RNA. RefSeq names its product dehydrogenase/reductase (SDR family) member 12 (gene dhrs12). The record is from RefSeq and is a predicted model, not a curated record. The coding region runs from base 130 to 1086 and encodes 318 amino acids. Lineage: Eukaryota; Metazoa; Chordata; Actinopteri; Cichliformes; Cichlidae. The transcript has 10 exons.
UUUCUCACUACAGACCUCUGCUUACUACAUAACAAGCUGCAGUCAUCCUUAUGAAACGCAAAUACUGGACUGUGUCCACUGUUAGGGCGACUAAAGAGCGAAUUGUGUAGAGAAGCUGCGCGUAUUAAAAUGUCCUUUUACAGGAAUACUGUGUGGUUUGUCAAAGGACUCCAGGAGUAUACAAAGAGUGGCUAUGAAGCAGCAGCAAAGCAUUUUGUUCCAGCUGACCUGGAUGUAAACUUGAAUGGAAGGUCCUUCAUGGUGACAGGUGCCAACAGCGGGAUAGGGAAAGCCGCAGCGCAGGAAAUCGCUAAGAGAGGGGGAACGGUUCACAUGGUGUGUCGAAACAAGGGGCGAGCAGAAGCAGCCAAAGGUGAAAUCGUUGAAAGCAGUAAAAAUGAGAAUGUUCACGUCCACAUUGUUGACAUGUCGAGCGCGAGGCAAGUGUGGGAGUUCGCGCAGAGCUUCUCACAGAACAACACACUGCAUGUGCUGAUCAACAAUGCAGGCUGUAUGGUCAACCAGAGAGAAUUAACUGAGGAGGGUUUGGAGAAGAACUUUGCCACAAAUACAUUGGGUACAUACAUCCUCACCACUGCACUGAUACCUGCACUGAAGAAGGUCGAAGACCCGAGAGUGAUUACUGUCUCCUCGGGUGGCAUGCUCACACAGAAAUUGGACGUGGACGACCUCCAAUUUGAGAAGGGGACAUUUGACGGCACCAUGGCCUACGCUCAGAAUAAAAGGCAGCAGGUGAUCCUGACAGAAAGAUGGGCUGCUCAGCACAAAGAGAUCCACUUCUCCAGCAUGCACCCUGGCUGGGCAGACACACCAGCGGUCCAGACCUCCAUGCCUUCAUUCCACGCUAGGAUGAAGUCCAAGCUGAGGACGGAGGCCAUGGGAGCUGACACCGCGGUGUGGCUCGCAGUGUCCGCAGCAGCCGCCAAGCAACCGAGCGGGCUCUUCUUUCAAGAUCGUAAAGGGGUGGCGACACACUUGCCCCUCGCCUCCUCCCAGUCAACACCGCAAGAGGAGGAGAAGCUUCUGGCAGCGCUGGAGGAGUUUGCCCAAAAGUUCAAACCUUAAUACCUCAAUAAACACUUUCUGUAAAAGGAAAAAAAAACCAAGCACUCCUCACAGAUUAUUACUAAUGUUUACACAAUCUUUUUUUAAUAUACAGAAAAGCUUCGACCUCCAAGAACAACCUUUAGUUAAAAUAAAGAAAAUUUAAAAAAAACAAAACAAAACACAAUCUAGUGAAGUAAAUACGGUUGUUUAUGGAAAGAUGACUUGUACUUUAUUUUUGCUCCUUGGUUAAUCAAAAAAAA